Molecule: messenger RNA, 1796 nt
Organism: Pseudocercospora fijiensis CIRAD86
Lineage: Eukaryota; Fungi; Ascomycota; Dothideomycetes; Mycosphaerellales; Mycosphaerellaceae
Exons: 6
Coding region: 78-1517 (479 amino acids)
Biological process (GO): protein dephosphorylation
Molecular function (GO): protein serine/threonine phosphatase activity; cation binding
Source: RefSeq, a predicted model, not a curated record
UCCUCCUACCGCCCUGAUCGAAAUUUCGCUAUUGCACACAUUCAGACUGCUCGCAGCGCCGGAGAGCAGAAGGAAGCAUGGGUCAGACGUUGUCAGAGCCCGUAGUGGACAAGAAAUCAGACGAAGGUCAAGAUGACCGAGUCGUAUUUGGCGUCAGCGCCAUGCAAGGAUGGAGAAUAAGCAUGGAGGACGCGCAUGCGGCAGUACUCGAUCUACAAGCGCUCGAAGGCGACGAGGAGCUCAAACCUGCCGCAGCAGACGUCCGAGUGUCCUUCUUCGGUGUCUACGAUGGCCAUGGAGGCGACAAGGUGGCAUUAUAUACCGGCGAGCAUCUGCACAACAUCGUCGCGAAGCAAGAGUCAUUCAAGAACAAGGACUUCGAACAAGCGCUCAAAGACGGCUUUUUGGCUAUCGAUCGUGCCAUCCUCAGUGAUCCCAGAUAUGAAGAGGAGGUAUCGGGAUGUACAGCUUCAGUGGCUAUUGCUACCAAGGACAAGAUUUAUGUGGGCAAUGCUGGAGACUCGAGAUCCGUUCUCGGCAUCAAAGGACGUGCGAAACCUUUGUCCUUUGACCACAAGCCUCAGAAUGAGGGCGAGAAGGCACGUAUAUGCGCAGCAGGCGGCUUCGUCGAUUUCGGCCGUGUGAACGGCAACCUCGCGCUCAGCAGAGCCAUUGGAGACUUUGAGUUCAAGAAGAGUGCGGACCUGCCUCCGGAGCAGCAAAUUGUUACUGCAUACCCGGAUGUGACCGUGCAUGAGAUUGGCGAUGACGACGAAUUUCUCGUCAUUGCUUGCGAUGGUAUCUGGGACUGCCAAUCAUCACAAGCCGUCGUCGAAUUUGUCCGAAGAGGAAUUGCCGCAAAGCAAGAGCUGCACGCUAUUUGUGAGAACAUGAUGGACAACUGCCUAGCAUCUAACAGCGAGACUGGCGGAGUUGGUUGUGACAACAUGACCAUGAUCAUUGUUGGACUUCUUCGAGACAAGACCAAGGAGGAGUGGUACAAGAUGAUUGGCGAGCGAGUUGCGAACGGAGAUGGUCCUUGCGCGCCACCUGAGUACGGCAACAAAGCUAAUAAUGUCACAGCUGAGUUCCGCGGUCCGGGAAUGCAUCACCGCUUCGACGAUUCACCGGAUGACUAUGAUAUGGAUAUGGAUCAGCGGACACGCAUGCUAGGUCGGGGUGGCCGUAUCAUUCUUCUCGGUGACGGUACUGAGAUUCUGACAGGCCAUUCUGACGAAGACGGUGACAUUGACAUGGAUGACCGUGUUCAAGACGUCGAGGAUGUCUCUUCCGAGGAGCAGGACGAAGAGCAGCUGCGAAGCGAUCCGAAGCCGAAUGGAGCAGAAGACAGAAAUUCGCGAGAGGAAACGCCUGCGCCAACAGCCACCGCGACGGGAACUGAUCUGUCGAAUAAAGCUGAGGAGAGCAAACAGCGGCUCACGUCGACUGCGGCCCCGAAGACCACCACACCCACUGACACUGAGGCCGGUGAGAAGAGCAAAGAGGAGACGAAGUGAGGAGCUCUUUUGCAGUCAAUCUUCUGGAAUUGAUACCCACUUUGCGACGAGACCAAGAGCAGCUACUUACGGACGACGACACCUUUUGACGAUGCACAGACUUCUACCUUUAACCUCUUUCCAAACGACAUACGUCUCCGGCUUGCUGUUUACCCGAGCCUUUACAUCGGAGCAUGGCUGCCCGGGAGCGGAUGAUCUCUCUACAACGAACAGGACGCGGCAGGGUGGCAUUAGACAGACGAUGGAAAUCUUACUUGCAUGAUCCGUUCCGCGCGGCGC